AUGUUUAAUAACCAGUUUUCUUGCAGCAGAACCUUCGAGAAGAUCACUAGUGAUCUCUACCAGGUGGUUCAAGAUCCUAAGGAAAAACUUAGGGACUUUGUUAACAGGUUUGUCAGGGAAGCUCUAAGCAUCCCCAACAUCGACAUGGCCACCGCAGUAGAGGCAUUUAAACUGGGACUAAGAAAGGAUUCAUCAUUCUAUGAAGACCUUGUAAUGACCGCAUGCAAAAGAUUGGAUGAAGUCAGGUGCCGAGCAUUGAGGUUCAUAGGAAUCAAAGAGGAUAGAGAAAUCCAAAAUAGAAGCAACCCUGUGAAUCAAUAUGAGAAUCCCAAUAGAAAGGCCGAAUCCUCGACUUCAAGAUCCUACAAGUCGAAGCCCUAUUCCAAACUGGAUCAUCACAGGGUCAAUGCCCUCAAAGAUGAAGGAGAAAAAGGAAAAAUUCCUAAAAUUACUGACUAUUGUUUUUCUGUGGAUAUUUCAGGUGUAAUUCAUGCUAUGCAUGAUCUUGGAGACAAAGCAAGAUGGCCGAAAAGGGAUAACAAGUCCAUCACUUGGAAAGAUAAGUCCAAAUGGUGCGCUUACCAUGAAGACUUUGGCCAUGUGACAGAGGACUGCAUAGCCCUAAGAAAAGAAAUCAGCCACCUCCUUAGUAAGGGACACCUCAAAGAGAUCAUAGACAGAAAAAGAGAAAAACACAGGGAGAACAGCCAGGAUGGUCACAGGAUCGCCGAGAAACCAGGAUCUCCACCCUCUGACGCUAAGAUAAUUAAUGUUAUCUCAAUCGGAUCUAACAUCUUGGUACCUCUUAUUCUCAGGCUAAAAGACACGCCAAGGUCUCUAUAA
Molecule: messenger RNA, 843 nt
Organism: Lactuca sativa (garden lettuce)
Lineage: Eukaryota; Viridiplantae; Streptophyta; Magnoliopsida; Asterales; Asteraceae
Source: RefSeq, a predicted model, not a curated record